Molecule: messenger RNA, 1322 nt
Organism: Leptinotarsa decemlineata (Colorado potato beetle)
Lineage: Eukaryota; Metazoa; Arthropoda; Insecta; Coleoptera; Chrysomelidae
Cellular component (GO): membrane
Molecular function (GO): ligand-gated monoatomic ion channel activity
Source: RefSeq, a predicted model, not a curated record
UCUAUUGACAGUCAUUUGUAUAUUAUCAUUCCAAGACCGAAAACAAUUCCGUAUUGGAAAAAUGUCCUAAUGCUAUUCUCAUUGCAGAGCUGGAUAUCAAUGACUUUGACGUUUUUCCUGGCAGCAGUUGUAUUUCACAUUGUAGUUAAAAAAUCUCUAGAUGAAAACAGGUUCGGUUCUUCAAAAGAGAUCGUUUUUUACGCUUUGACAGUUAGUCUCAAUAUGGGUUUUCAUAAAGUUCCAAAAACAACGAGACUGAGGACUUUGAUUGGUUCUUGGAUGUUUUACACUCUGAUCCUCGCUGCAAUUGUUCAAGGAAAAUUAUUUAGUUUCAUUAGCAAACCACCUUUAGAAAAGCCUAUUACGAAUUUGGAAGAACUUGCAGCGUCUGAUGUCCCAAUAAAAGCUCUAGAAGUUACUAAGCGUUUGUUCAUGUUCAAAGAUAAAACAAAUGAUAUCAUUUUGGAAAAAAUUGAAAUUUUAGAAAAAGUGGAAAGUUUGAAUAUCAUUGCCGGUUACGCUCUCAAACAAAAUUUUGCCACAAUAGUUGAUGACGGUGUCCUGAUUUUGGAACCGAAUUUCAAAAAACUGAUGCAGUACUUCACUAUAUCUAACAUUCUGAUGGUAUUUUACAUGCCCUUCGACCAUGUACUGAAUGAAUACUUCGAAAAAACUUUGCAUAGAAUAGUGGAAAGUGGUUUUUUUAGCCAGUCCAUAUCCAAAUGGAAACACAUCUACUCUUUGAGAAGUAAAAUAGAGGAGAAAGAAAAAACGGUGUUCAGUAUUGGCGUACAUCAAAUAGAAUCCGCAUUUUUUGUGCUGGCAUUUGGUAUAACAUCCGCUUUUUUAACAUUCAUUUUGGAACAUAUCACACACAUUUUUACUUCAAGGCUCGCUUCAAAGUGUGAUAAGACUAAAACUUAUACAUCGUUGAUUUACAUCGAGUGAUUCACUAUGAAUAUACCACUAUUAUAUAUUACCUAGUAUACUAAAAAUUCUAUAUCCUUAUAGAAACUGUUGCGUCAAAAUCGAAUGUAUUUUUUUGAAAUCAUAUCAUAUUUACAGGUAGAAAUAGAUCUUUCAACGGUACAAACGUCCAUAUAGGACGAAACUGCAGUAACGUUAGUUAUAAUUAAAAGUGGUAAAAAACAUAGAAAUUUUCAUUUCUCUUUUCACUACAAAAUGAGUUGAAAAAAAUUAUUAUUAAUAAUACAGUCAUUUUGCAAUCACGUUCGUUACUGUUUUUCACCGAAUGAGCCUUUUUCCUGAGAAUAGUACAGCGAACGUGUCACGAGAGGCGGCACUAGCGGUAGGGACAAACA